UGACCAAGCAGAAGCGAUAAGGUAGUUAAAAAUCUAAAACUGUCUCUUCCGUGUCUACGUUUUGUGACUUUUACAAGUUGUUUAGAUUUCCAAAAUGUCUUAUGCAUACCUUUUCAAGUACAUCAUUAUCGGUGACACAGGAGUUGGGAAAUCUUGUCUUCUUCUACAAUUUACAGACAAGCGAUUUCAGCCAGUCCAUGAUUUAACAAUAGGUGUUGAAUUUGGUGCUCGUAUGAUCACCAUCGACGGAAAACAGAUCAAGUUGCAGAUAUGGGACACUGCCGGGCAGGAAGCAUUUCGUUCUAUUACACGAUCAUAUUACCGUGGAGCAGCUGGAGCACUCUUGGUUUACGAUAUUACCCGCAGAGAGACAUUCAAUCACCUCACAACGUGGCUGGAGGACGCGAGGCAACAUUCCAAUUCUAAUAUGGUCAUAAUGUUGAUUGGUAAUAAGAGCGAUUUGGAUUCGCGAAGAGAAGUUCGAAGGGAAGAAGGUGAGGCUUUCGCUCGAGAACACGGUCUUGUUUUUAUGGAAACGAGUGCCAAGACUGCGGCAAAUGUAGAAGAAGCUUUCAUUAACACGGCCAAAGAAAUUUAUGAGAAGAUACAAGAGGGCGUCUUCGAUAUCAAUAACGAGGCAAAUGGAAUCAAAAUUGGGCCUCAACAUUCUCCAACCAGUCCUGGUGGAUUAUCAGGAACUGGCGGACAAGGUAAUGCACAAGGCGGUGGUUGUUGCUAGGGGCUGGGUAUUGGUUGUCCACCGAUUCAUCCUUCAAUAAUUUGAACUGAUCUAUCAUCCAAUUCCUGCUCUUCGUUUUAUCCCCGACCGCGUAAAUUAAAUUUGUACAUUUAAUUUGAUUCGUUCUGUUCCUGCGAAAAACGAACCACGAAGGAUGUAUUUAUUACUUAAUAGACGUUUACACUUAUUGCAUAGGUAUAUAUAUAUAUAUUACGAGUAUCAGACCAGAGUAUACAAUAAAGACUUAAUUUACAAAUUUAUAUAAUUACCGAUUAAAAAUGCUAGCUUUGCUCGAAACAAUUAGCUUCCUAAUGACUUUAGAGAUAUCGGCAUUCGACAAAGUUCACGCGGAAUCGUAAACUUGGCCGAAUUUUUAAAUCUGUAAACUGCUAGCGAGCAGGAAAUACUUGCUAUUAUGCAAUUUUUAGAUAAACAUUUUAGACUCUUUAAAUUGUAGAUUGGGUUCAAUUUCAUCUCUACCUUAAGACUUUAUUGCUCCCAGUUAGUGAUACGUGGAAUAAAAGAUUAGCGAUAGAUGGAACGCAUACUUAUAAUAUACAUAUUAUAUAUACUCAUGUAUAUUCCAUUUGUAUAUAAUUGUGCUGAAGUUUGAUUUUCUCACUUGAAAAACACGACGCCUGAUUGGACUGAUUUUCGAGCAGGGAUAUUAGUUCAAAUUUAUUCAUUAACUCAAGAUUAUGUAUAUGUAUGUACCAUUGUUGUACCUAAAUAACGAAUAUACAUAAAAAAAGGAUUUCCAGUCGAUCCGGUGUGGAAGCCUAAGUAACCGUAUGUACGCAAAGUUUAAAAUAAUUAAAUGAAAGGAUUUUCAUUGGGCAUGUGGUUAAGCUUCGUGGUGUUAGGCUUCCUUCAUUUCGAAUCAAAAGGUUGAGACUGUUACUUCUUUUCCUCUCUUCUCUUACGUAACGAACCCUUUUCUGAUAUUCUGGUUGUAUUUCGAAUAAAUUAUAAUUUAUUUAUACUUUAUGCCAUGCGAUUGGAUCUAAAAAAAAUUAAAUUGUUUUCCGACAAAAUACCUUUUACGAGUCAAUAAACGUGAUUUGUGUUUUGUAUGUUUGUGAAAUUGUUGAUGUACAUUUCUGUUUUACACGCGCAAUUUAAGAAUCUUGUAUCGUACUUGCCAACAAAAGUAUGAAGUUCCAAAUCAGUAGAAAUAAAUAGUUUAAUCAUUGAAAGUCGUCUUAAAUUAAAUACUAGAUAUGAUUUCUAUUUGGAAUAUUUAUCAUUAUGGAAUUAAGUGCUCAUUGAAACAUUAUACUUAUGUAAUUAGAGUGCGAUAUGGUCAGUAUCAUUUAGUUACUAGUCAAUGAAUAACAAAAAAAAAAGUGUUAUUCUUCAUUGCAGCAGAAACUUAUAUAUCAUGAAUUGUAUAAACUUUAGUAUCUAAUAUAAUAUAGAGCUCACGAACACAUGAUUUUUCACGUUUUGAUUACAAGAUUACGUAAUUAUGUGGCUGCAUUUCUUCGUAAAUCAGAUUUUUGAUCCUUUUUAUUCAAGGAAUCUCGAUCUUUAUGUUCAUCAGAAUGUCUUUCAUCGCUGAGUUUAUGUAAUUUUAAUAUUGAGCAAUAUAAAUUAGUUUUUGGC
Belonocnema kinseyi is the source of this 2344-nucleotide messenger RNA. It is a transcript of the gene Rab2, whose product is annotated as ras-related protein Rab-2. The coding region runs from base 95 to 739 and encodes 214 amino acids. The record is from RefSeq and is a predicted model, not a curated record. NCBI's taxonomy places the organism in Eukaryota, Metazoa, Arthropoda, Insecta, Hymenoptera, Cynipidae. Gene Ontology annotation, molecular function: GTPase activity; GTP binding. Gene Ontology annotation, cellular component: Golgi apparatus. The transcript is spliced from 4 exons.